Messenger RNA from Rattus norvegicus (Norway rat), 2026 nucleotides. The record is from RefSeq and is a predicted model, not a curated record. NCBI's taxonomy places the organism in Eukaryota, Metazoa, Chordata, Mammalia, Rodentia, Muridae.
GGGCGCUCGCGUUAUAUUUGGCGCCGGCAGCAGCGCGUGUGCCUGGGCGAGUUUUCCUUCCGCGGGUGCCGGCAGCCAGGGCGCCGCCGCCCAAGCUGACUCCUCUCUCUCCCUCUCCGACCCCGGCAGGGCCCAGAGGUGAUUCUGUCCGCACGAUGUCCUCCUUCCUGGAGACGAGCUCUUCGCAGGGGCCACGUCGCGAACAAAAAGAGAAAAGAAAAAAAUGAAAAGAAAAAUCAGAAGAAGCUGACAGAGAAGGGGGCGGUAACGGCGUUGGGGGUCACCUCCGCCACGGGAGGGCGCGCUAAGACAGUGGCGGGGUUUCCAACGGCGACUCCACCCUGCAGUUUCCAGGGAAGAAGCUCAGGCUAGUCCUGCCAGGGGACCUGGAGGCCUGGCGCCCACGGGGACCCCUAGCCCGACCUCCGGUCUGCUCCCCAGGGACAGCAAGCAGCAAGCAGGGCGGGCUGCACCUUAAGAGCAGCAUCAUCAAGGUACUCAGCACCCCUCAUUGACAGUAUGCACUCAUUGAUAAGUGGAUAUUGACCAAAACCUCAAAUUACCCAAGAUGCAAUCAACAGAUCUCAGGAAACUCAAGAAGAAGGAUGACCAAAGUGCAGAUGCUCCUACUCCUUCUUAAAAUGGGGAACAAAAAUAUCCAUAGGAGGGGAUAUGGAGGCCAAAUCUAAAGCAGAGACUGAAGGAACAGCCAUUCAGAGUCUGCCCCACAUGUGGCCCAUAUAUAUACAGUCACCAAAACUAGGUUUUGGUAGGAAGGCAUCAUCCCAAAAUGUCAUCAGUAAGCAAGAGGAGUGUCUAAAGGAACUGGAGGAACUCAAAUUCGAAAUCCAGAAGUGUCAAUUCGAGAGGGAUGAACUUUAUCAAAUCCUGGAUCUUUAUAUCUAUGAUGAGUGGGACCACAGGCUGCAUGUCGAAUUGCCAGUCCUUCAAUCUGAACAUGAGAUGAGAAUGAUGGCUAUGCAAAUGAUGACCAACUCAAUAAGUGAUGCCAUGGAGAGGUACAAGGAGCUCAUACAAGUGAACAGUUCCUACCGCAUCAGGCACUCCCAGCUCCUGCGUGAACAAGCUCAAUUGAAGAACAAUAUACAGAUUUUGAUGAAUGAGAAGAGAGAACUGCUGGUGGAGCAGACUGAACUGCCAGCAUACUCUGUGGAGACAAAGAGGCUCUGGGAAGAGGCCGGAAUGAACAUCUGUGACCCCAGUGCCACCAACAGCAGGUCUGAAAUUCUCCAGCAGAAACUCGAACAUGACACAGACCAGGACAAGAUCUCCCUUGGAGAGAAGAGCUACAGGAGGAGAACUAAGUGUGCACAGCAAAUACACCACUAUUGCGUCUCAUCUGUAAUGUCCAUAGCAAUUGUGGACUGCAUUUUCCUCCUUUAGUUUAACUUCUUUGGAUUGAAUACGCUGUAUUUUCACCUUGCCUCUCUCCAGCAAGUGUGCACUUUUUGAGGGACUCAGAGAAGUGCUGAUGCACAUCAAUCAAGAGCUGCUGGUCAUCCAGAAAGACCGUGCACGUGUAAAUUUGUACUUGUCCUGAUGGGUCACCCAGAAGAGUUUCAUGGAGAUCAGUUCACAAUAUUGGAAAGACUUUGUGACAAAGUCUGUAAUAUCAUUUAUACUCAAUGUUGGAUGGCUUUUUCCUUAAUACCCCCACUCCAACAAAACAGACCUACUUCCACUCCUCUUGAAAAGAUGAUUACCAUCACUAACUGCUUGUCUACUAUGUCUCCAAGGCAAGCCACAGGCUAUAAGUCUAUUCUGCAAAAGGAGCAGCAAAAAAUGCUUAGUGCAAUUCCUCUAUUUAAAGUUUGGUUUAUUUUUAAUUGUUUUGGUUAUUUGGUUUUCCUUCUAUUCAUUUGAAGAUUUGUUAUUUAUCUGUUGUUGUUUUGUUCAUUUGCUUUUCUAUUUUGAUAAGGAUAUAGACUGUAUAUAUUGACUACCUGCAUCUGGUUACUAUCCAGUAAAUUGGAUGUAUUCUGGUCAAUAAAGGGGUAAUCUCAAA